Messenger RNA from Recurvomyces mirabilis, 1635 nucleotides. RefSeq lists its product as uncharacterized. The record is from RefSeq and is a predicted model, not a curated record. Gene Ontology annotation, molecular function: endonuclease activity. Lineage: Eukaryota; Fungi; Ascomycota; Dothideomycetes; Mycosphaerellales; Teratosphaeriaceae. Bases 1 to 1635 code for a protein of 544 amino acids. Gene Ontology annotation, cellular component: nucleus. The transcript has a single exon.
AUGGCUGACGCUGCAUUCUCACAACUGGAAACCGAUUACUGUCCACCCCUGGACCCGGCACUACUCUCUGCGAUUCUCUCGGACUUCGACCUAGGACAUGAGGAUAGCGUACAUCAAGCUCGAGAGAUUCUAGAGCAGCUGAAAGAAUCUGCAUUGCUCGAAGAAGCUGCAGGAUUCGAUCCGUCUGGUACAGGCGCACAUGACAGCGAUGAGCUAAGCAAGCGUGCAGAGUCGCGUCCAGAGACUGCGGGGACUACGACUACUGGAACAGAUGUUACAAGCCUGUCUAACGAUAUCUCCUCGCUUGAUCUGGACGAGCAUUGGCACAAUGAGCAUGUCGCACUUGGCUCGGCGGAGGAUCUGGAAACACUGGACGAGGAAACGAAAGUCAAGCUAUUGCAGGAUGUCUUCAGCGAUCGUGUCAGCAAGUACUCUGUCCAGCAUACACUGAAGAAAUGCGAUGGGAAGUGGCAGGCCACCAUGGAGGAGCUGCUAAAUCAUGUCUAUUUUAACGAAGCAGAAGACAGCGAGGAUGGCAAGAAGCUGGCAGUCAAAGGAGUGGACGCUUUCUUCGAAGGCCAAAAUGGCACGAAACGAGGUCGUAAGGGCAAAACCAAGGGCAGACGUGUUAGGAGUCUUGAUGAGAUCCGGGAUGGCACUUUUGCCUAUUCGCCUUCCGGCUCGCCUGGUCCUACAACGAACAAGUGGAAGACGGCUGAAGAGGACGUUGACUUCAUUGCGUCUAGAACACGCAUCGCGACUGCCACGGUUUCGUCCGUGUACUACGACAAGGGUGCAUCGAUUCCUCGGACGAUCGGCGAAUUGCUAAAGAUGUCGAUGGAGGAGAGCAAGCACAUCGUAUCUGACGAUGCAGCUGUCGCAAAGUAUGCUCGGGAGUUGGGCUAUGACUUCCCUUCCGUGGCACCUCAUUAUCUUGCUACAAUCGUGCGACUGUCAUACCCGUCUACGUCGUUUGCGCACGAGCUAGCGGAAGCGCUCACCGCCAAGCCGCGUGGCAUGAAUGGUGGCAUUCAGAUCAUACCACAAUACGCGUCUCCACUCCUUACGGAGAACGACUCUUCGCGCGGCAAUGCCAGGAAGUCUCGAUCCGCAGGCACAUCACACCUCACCGCUUCAGACGACCUCGAUGCCGCCACCCGCGCCAAUGCCUACGCCUCAGCACGCGCAACAGCAUUCUCCCAAGCCAGCGCCGCCCAUCGCAAAGCCAAGUCGAAUCAUCUAAUGGGCGGAGCAGCAGCCUACUACAGCCAAGAAGCUCGCAACUACGGCGCUCUUGGCUCUUCCGCUUCUGCAGCCGCAGCCGACCAACUCGCAGCGGGGCAAUCGACCCCCACGCAGCUCGAUCUACAUGGUGUAGAUGUGCUGAAUGGUGUGCGAAUAGCGCAGGAGAAGGUAGAGGGCUGGUGGUAUAGCUUAGGUGAGAGUCGUGUCAAUGGUCGUGUAGGCGUGGGCGAGAGGAGUGGCGGAUUCAGGAUUGUGGUUGGACGGGGUACGCAUAGUGAAGGUGGGAAGGGCAAGUUGGGUCCUGCUGUUAGCAAGGCGCUACGGGAGGAGGGAUGGAGGAUAGAAAAUGAGGGGGCUGCGAUCUUGGUGAAGGGGAAGACCCGACGAUAG